Messenger RNA from Rotaria sp. Silwood1, 321 nucleotides. Lineage: Eukaryota; Metazoa; Rotifera; Eurotatoria; Philodinida; Philodinidae. The record is from the annotation of a GenBank genome assembly.
AUGGAUGGCAUUCGUUUGGAUAAUCCUUAUCUUGGCAAUGAAGAAGAAAAACGUCGGACACUAUUUCGAAAUAAUGAGAAUGUGAUCUAUCUGGAAAAUGACUCAUGCGAAGUGUUUGAUAUAACAAUCGAUGGAUGUCCAUGUACACCAAAAUUUUGUGGUGGAUUCCAAUAUCCACGGCAGUCUACACAACCAAAGAUGUUAUGGGGUCAAAUUCCAGAAGAUUGUGAUAUUCUGAUCUCUCAUGGAUUACCUGCCGAUAUUUUCGAUACAAAUUCCAGAGGUAAACUGGAAAUGGAAAAUCAAAUUAACAAUGUUUAG